CGGAAAUUCAAUAGUUCCCACACCCACAAUAGUAGAGUCUCUUCUCGAUGAAACAGUUUGAUGAAAGUGAAAGUUACAAAUCCGAGGACAAGCGCAACAUCACGAUAUCAUAACCCACUGCCAUCAUGAUAGCCUCUCAAGUUUAUGAGGAAGAAGUCUCAAAAUUCCUGAAGAUCAAGACCAAGGUUUUGGGGGUAUUGGAAAUAUUGGUGGGAAUCGUGGCAUUUGUUUGUGUACUCUUGAAUGGGUUAUGGCCUCUUAUUGUGGCACCAGUGUUGUACAUUUUAACAGGAUUUCUAACAUUCUUGGCUGCAAGCAAGCGUAACCUGUGUCUGGUCAGAACGUCACAGACAUUCAGCUUCAUUAAUAUUUUUGUAACCACUUUCCCCUUGUUUUGGUUUGGCCUUAUUUUCUUUUUUUGGAAUGUGUCUGGCAUUGUCCUUAUGGUCAGUUGUAUUCUGGUCUUGGUUUUCUCUGUUGUUGUUGCUUCAACUUCUUGCUCAUGUUGCUACAGACCAAAGUCAAGAAGUGUUGCUGUCAGUUACAUGAGCGCUGCUGUGCAUGCCAACAGUGUGGGGCUUUUGAACCAAUCAGACCCCUCUGCUUCACCUCAUCCUGUUACUUCAAUCGUGUAUAUCCUGCCGUCUGCACCUCCACCAAACUACAGUCCGACUACAUCUGCACCUCCAACGUAUUACAGUCAAGAUUCAACUGCACCUCCAACUGACUACAAUUCAGUCCCGACUUCACCCCCACCACCUUAUGCGAGUUGUGCACUCCAGAACAAGACGAUUCAAUCAACCACCACGUGAAAUAAAAUAACAUGAAAUGGGGAGGUAAAGACCAUCUGCGUCUGGGAUUUUUCUAAGGCAAACCGUACCAACCCAGUACUACUUUUCGUAAUUUGACUGAAAUAUCCUUUCUUAACCUGUAAUGUUACAUUUUGUCAUACCUGUACAAUAAAUAACAUAAAUCCGC
Triplophysa dalaica is the source of this 978-nucleotide messenger RNA. RefSeq lists its product as uncharacterized. The transcript is spliced from 8 exons. Bases 126 to 812 code for a protein of 228 amino acids. The record is from RefSeq and is a predicted model, not a curated record. Lineage: Eukaryota; Metazoa; Chordata; Actinopteri; Cypriniformes; Nemacheilidae.